Stylophora pistillata is the source of this 2045-nucleotide messenger RNA. RefSeq lists its product as uncharacterized. Lineage: Eukaryota; Metazoa; Cnidaria; Anthozoa; Scleractinia; Pocilloporidae. The record is from RefSeq and is a predicted model, not a curated record.
CGAUACAGGGACGUACUUCCAAUUUAAAUGCGAGAUUAAAAGAAAAGAGCUGCGCGUGUUAAUCAUUUGCGAAAGAAGACGUUUUAGACUUAAUCACACCAUGCCUAAUUGUACCCAAGAUGGAGGAACGAGAUAUUUCAAAUGUGGUGACCGCGAGGAUGCAUCGCCUGAAAGCAAUACUUUUGAAUUGAUAGCUGAAAAAAACAGUUACUAUAUUAAGGUAAUUAACACGACUAGCAAAGAUUCCUUAAAAGGGAGAAUAAUCAAGGUCAAAAUAACUUGUAAUGACACUCGGAGAGGCUCGACUAGAAGCGUGGCGUUGCUGUUCAAAUUUGAAGGAACCAUUAAUUAUACCAUACAAACCCCAACAUUAACUACGCUGCCGAAAGCCUCCAAGGUCACGAAGCUGUCCAAGGCCCGGCAGAACGUUUCCGAAGCUCCAUCCACUACCUUAGAAAAGCGAUCGACGACAACAAACUCACCUUCUAAAAGUACUGUAGUAGCCCGUCCUGAUCAUAACCAAGAGCAAAGAUCGGGUGGAAAAUCAUCCCCCUUGGCCCUCAUCGCAGGUGUUUCCGUCUCCAUUUUGGUUAUUCUUAUCCUUAUCGCCCUCCUGAUUUAUCGACACCGACACUCAUUGGAGAGGUCCAAUUCUGGUAGAGAGAGCAAAGAGAAAAGGGAAACAGUUAUAAGAAGUUUGGAUGAAAUUAGAUCAGAUGGGCCGGAAUACGAGGAUCAUUACAGAACGCUUACACUUGAAGAUUCAGCUGUUUAUGCAUCAGUGCCUGUUCGCAAUGGAGAAGCACACGAAGGGAAUUCGAGAAAAAAUAAUGAUGACGAGGGACAUUUGUACGCUCCUUUGAGUAUUUCUGGUGGACAAAACAUCUACGGUCACAGAAACAGCCAGGAAACAGUUGCCAAAGAUACGAGGCCUAACAUAAAUGACCCCAUCAGUGUGAAUCAAUGCGUUUAUGAUCUUAUGGAGGAAAUACUCAUGGAGCCUUUAAAAGGACCCGCUGAGGGUGAUGAAAAUGGCACUGAACCUGUGUACAACGUUUUGGAGGGGUCGUGCCUCGAUGGUUCUCAAAGGCCAGCCUUUUUCGGUAUCACGUCAGACUCUACGGAAGACCUAGUUUACAACUACGUUGAUGAUGGUAAUCAUCCUAUGGGUAACGUCUCAGAAGGGCGAUCUCUUGAUGGAGCAGAAGAAUCAAGCCAAUAUGCUGGAACGGGUCCAAUGGAGCCUUUUUACAACACUUUAGAGGGAAACGUCAAUGAAAAUGAUGGUGACCCUGUGUACAACAUUUUGGAGGCAAUUGAAGAUGAAGGAGGCCCUCGCCAUCAAAGUGAUAUGUUUACAGUAGAACCAAUCCAUCCUAACUUAGAAAAAUCCAAACCAAAUAUUUGAGAUAAAGCAAAUGACUUGAACAUUACCACUGAGCCAGUUUACGAUAUUCUUGAGCAAGAUCCAAUCUGAAACCCUAUGUUUGGUGGCAGUAAACAACGCUCCUGGAGAAAAAAAAAUUUCACUUAUACGAGCCACACAUUUUUAAAAAGAACAGUUAGAUUGUAAGAAGUAGUCCCGAUAUUAGAACACUGUUUGCGGUAGAUAAGUAGAAGCUAAAUAGGACUUUGAUCACAGUCAUAAUAUAGAUUAAUUCAGACGAUAUUGUUAGAAGGGCAAAAGCAAGAGGAUAUGGCUCUCGACUUCAAUGUCGAACCCAACAGAAAAGUGACACAAGUAAAGGGUGAUAUUUCACUGUUUCUUUGCCCGAUUUACAUCUUCUAAAUGACAGAAAAGGGGAAGGUACCUUAUUGUGUUUAUGUUGUAUCGACGUGGAGAGGUCCAGAAACUUGACUUGGGGUUAGGGUGUAAUUAAGAAAUAUAUGACUUAAAUAACUCAAUAAUAGUUCCCUAUCGAUAUGAAAACUUUGUUAAAAUCUACCACUAUAGCUUGAAAAGUUAUGUCGCAUUAAUCAAAUGUAAUUUAUGACGCAGAGAUUAAUUUAGAGCUCUUUCCGUAAACUCUAAUAUGUGAUUAAUA